Messenger RNA from Peromyscus maniculatus bairdii (prairie deer mouse), 1856 nucleotides. The record is from RefSeq and is a predicted model, not a curated record. Lineage: Eukaryota; Metazoa; Chordata; Mammalia; Rodentia; Cricetidae.
UCCUCCUGCUUCCGCUGGUGGUGCCGGACGGCGGGCGCUCCGUUCCUGCGUUGGCUCCUCGGUCGUCGCCAUGCCGCUGGAAAACCUGGAGGAAGAGGGUCUGCCCAAGAACCCCGACCUGCGCAUCGCGCAGCUGCGUUUCCUGCUCAGCCUGCCCGAGCACCGCGGGAACGCGGCGGUGCGCGAGGAGCUGAUGGCGGCCGUCCGGGAAAACAAUAUGGCUCCUUAUUAUGAGGCCUUGUGCAAAUCCCUGGACUGGCAGGUGGACGGGGAUCUCCUCAGUAAAAUGAAGAAGGCAAAUGAAGAGGAGUUGAAACGCUUGGAUGAGGAGCUGGAGGAUGCAGAGAAGAAUCUGGGAGAGAGUGAAAUUCGAGACGCAAUGAUGGCCAAAGCGGAGUACCUCUGUCAGAUAGGGGACAAGGAGGGAGCUCUGACAGCCUUUCGCAAGACAUAUGAUAAGACUGUGGCCCUGGGUCACCGACUAGAUAUUGUAUUUUAUCUCCUAAGGAUCGGCCUCUUUUAUAUGGAUAAUGACCUCAUCACUCGAAACACAGAAAAGGCCAAAAGCCUAAUAGAAGAAGGUGGAGACUGGGACAGGAGAAAUAGGCUGAAAGUGUACCAAGGUCUAUACUGUGUGGCUAUCCGUGACUUCAAACAGGCUGCAGAGCUCUUUCUUGAUACGGUUUCUACAUUUACAUCCUAUGAGCUCAUGGACUAUAAGACAUUUGUGACUUACACUGUUUACGUCAGUAUGAUUGCGUUAGAAAGACCAGAUCUCAGGGAAAAGGUCAUUAAAGGAGCAGAGAUUCUUGAAGUGUUACACAGUCUUCCGGCAGUUCGGCAGUAUCUGUUUUCUCUCUAUGAAUGCCGUUACUCAGUUUUCUUUCAAUCAUUAGCGAUCGUGGAACAGGAAAUGAAAAAGGAUUGGCUUUUUGCGCCUCAUUACCGAUACUACGUAAGGGAAAUGAGAAUUCAUGCAUACAGCCAGCUGCUGGAAUCAUAUAGGUCUUUAACCCUUGGCUAUAUGGCAGAAGCAUUUGGUGUGGGUGUGGAAUUCAUUGACCAAACCUGCUCUGAUGUCCAGGUGUGACUGCCACUGCAGGCUGUCAGGUGUGUGUCUCAUGGCUGGUGGAAGGAGUGGCUUGUGAAAGGUUCAUGAACCAAGGACUAGACCUGCCUUCUGAUUUUACUCUGCAACUAAACUACUGUGGCCUUGGUCAGUUUUUCUUUCUUCCUGUCUUUGGCGGGUCAGUCUUGUUCUGUAGUCCUGGCUAGCGAGGGACUCAUGAGAGCAGCUAUCCUGCUGCCGUAUCCUGAAAGCUGAGGUUACACUGUCUCCCCCUUUCGUGUCUUUAAAGCCUUCUCUAGGAAUAAGGGGACAGUAUGACCCUCAACCCAGAUGCUUACAGGUGACACACUGAAGUGACCAUGCUUUAAGAGCUGCUGUCGGAUUCUUUAAAUUGUGUUGAGAAGUGGGGGCAAAGCAGGCUGUUUUUCAUUUGUGUUCUCAGCAUAACCUGGAUUUUUGGGGAAGGAAUAAGCUGCUUUUCCAGUACAGGCAGCUGUUGCAUUUCGGGCCAGGGUUUGCUGGUUCUGUAAGUUGAUUCCUGUCUGAAGUUUUGUUCUGAGCACUCCACCUUGUGGUAUUUUAUUCUAGUGAUGAUUCAAGUCCGCAACAAGUCGGGGAUGUCGCUGCUGUUACGCGGCAGUUGAAGCUGGAGGAAAGUGAGAUCUUGCCUGUAAGACAGAGUUCAGUUCUUCUGACUCUUCUUGGAAACUAAUGGGGAAUUGCUUUUCUUUUUCUGAAUCAGGGAACUGUCCAGGUUUAUUGCUGCUGGAAGACUACACUGCAAAAU